This is a messenger RNA of Bipolaris maydis ATCC 48331, 1096 nucleotides long. RefSeq lists its product as uncharacterized. Lineage: Eukaryota; Fungi; Ascomycota; Dothideomycetes; Pleosporales; Pleosporaceae. The record is from RefSeq and is a predicted model, not a curated record.
ACCGUCCUAACAUCACUUCUUCCAUCAUACACAUGGCAGAACAGACUAAUAUACCUUAUACGCUCCAACUCAGCACCAAGAUAUGCGAUUGUCUGCCACGCGAACUUCGCGACCGAGUAUACUCGCUCCUAGACCUUGACAAGGAGACCAAACAGUCUAAACCCAUUGACAAAUUCGUCAGUGACCAGUUUUGCGAACAAUUCUCUCGAGAAUGCCUACUUUGGUACUACGAGAACGUGCCGCAAAUGCUAUAUCGGCCAUUCUAUUACCAGGACAUCGAAAAAUUCAUGCAUCUCUAUCCCAAAGUUAAGAAGAUCCCAGGUUUGACCAUCGUCUUGGAAGCAAGCCAACCAGACUUCGAAUUUGAGGAUAUCACAACACUGAUGGACAAAUUCAAGGCUACUGGAUACUUUGAAAACCUCAACAGAGACUUCAAAGUUCGGGUUUACAUUGAUCUAGCACAUCAUGCCAUGUGGCGUACGAUGAACCCAAAUGUUGAGCAAGCCAUCAUAGUUUCUCAACGCAUCCUCGAGUAUUUCAGAACGCGCACCGAGGACACUUUAUGUUUCCUACGGUUAAAAGAAGCUGAGGAACAUGAGGUUAGAGAAGUGGGAUUAGACAUCACAGAGAUCAUGAAGGAGGAGCCAAUGAGCGAAAUAUUAGAAAGAUUUGGGAUCCUUGUCGUCGUGGGAAUGGAAGUUUCGCCUCCAAGAUGGAUUGAACAGCCUUUCAGGAUGUCUAUGAGGAAGAAAAAGCUGCUAGAACUAAUCUAGUCUUCAUAUUUAUACUUAUUGCGAAGCAGCUUUUUUUAGUACUGCGUAUCGCAACGGGACGUCGAGUUAGCAUGUGUCACGCUGCUUACUAGUCGGCGUAUGAAUGCGAGGUGAUUUUUGUGUCUUUUUGCGAGUUCCACUCUUAUUCAGCGAACAUAUUAGUUUACAACGCGUUAAAUGCGAGAUAAAUGUAGGAAAGAAGUGGCUAUAGGAGAUUUACAAGUAAAAUGCCGAUAAUAUACUAUAUAUUUAUAGUUAAGAGGUUGUUGCCUGUUACGAUACUAACGCCAACUUUAAGUAGCCCAUAAGGAUCUUUUAGCAUA